UGAUUGCGAUAAUAAGACUGUAGGCGAACGACAGCCAUAAAGUUUUAACUUUGUCCACACUUCUGCAGUCUAUGCUCGGCGGUGGAUGUGGAAGAACCUCGAGACUCAGCAGUCCGCAGCAGUCGGCAAUCAGCAAUACACUAUGCAAGUAAAUCUCGUACGAGUACUCGUCGUAUGCGUAGUUUGCACUUCGUAGUUCGCUAUCCCGUAUCCGGUCGUGGUCGUGGUCGCGACUCAGCCUCGUGUGAUCGUUGGUGUUACUCUUUUUACCUAUACUCGUAUACAAUAGCCAUUAGGCUAUGUAUUAGAAUACCCUCUCUGCUGUCGCGUACCAAAAAUUAAUCGUCCAUCGUCCAUCGUUGCAUUAUCCAAUAUACCGGUGUGUUUUAGUGUUAAGUGCUUUUUCUUAUUCUCUCGGCUUUCAUUGGUUCUUUUUGUCUUGAUAUUUUUACUUUGUUUCGUACUUUUGUGCGCGCUAAUUUACUAAUUGUGUUAGUUCAUUGAUCGGUGCACUUGGUUUGCUGCAUUAAAGAUAGAUCACCACCAGAGUUGCCGAUGGAAUCCAGAAUAGGACUGGAUUACAUCGUCGAAAAUGUCGAUUACACCGCCAAACUCGCCAAAGCUUUGGACUGCGACAAUAUCACUGUAAAGAAACAAGUAUUCGAGCUUCUGUCAGCUCUUUGUGUUUAUAAUUCAGACGGAUACUCACGUGCUCUUCAGGCGCUAGAACAAUAUAAAGAAUUCAAAUCGGAACGUUAUAGACUGAAGCUUAUCGUCGAUGAAUUGCGGAACAAAGAGAACCCAUUGGAUUACAAAACAACAUUAUUAGCAUUCGUUAAUUGUCUGAUAAUUUCGACGCCGCAGUUGAAAGACAGAGUACGAAUAAGAAAUGAAUUUAUAGGUUUAAAAUUAUUAGCUGUUUUAGACGAAUUAAGGAGGUACGUUAGCGGUGGCAACUGCGGUAAUUACGCGGACUUGGGCGUACAAUUAGACGUAUUUCACGAGCAGCGUGAAAAUGACGAAGCUCAAAUAUUAGAUUCACCUUAUGGGGUUGAUUUGAAUUCACACGUCGAUGUAUUUUAUGCGAUAUUACGUCAAGUAGCAGAAACACCUCAAGAAAUCCCAUUCCUCAGCAUACUCCAACACCUGCUGCGAAUCGAUCCAAAAGAAGCGAUCAGCGAUAUAAUCUGGGACACAGCAGAAACCCUCGUGCAUCGGGCCACUCUGCUGGAGUCCAGGCAAGAUGCUACACGUAUCCUAAGAUCUCCGAGCGUACAAAGUAGACUUUGCUGCCACAACCAUCGCAGUGUUCCUGAUACCGUAUGCGGUAGCCGCAAACAAUCCCUCAACAUUCCAACCUCCCCGUUAAGCACGUUUCAAUCCUGUCCAGUUCCUCCUCCGCCACCUCCACCAGAUCCACCAUCCUGCGGGUUACCUCCACCUCCACCACCGCCUCCACCUCAAUUAAUACAACUCGACCAACCGGGUGAUCAGAAGAUGGGAGCUCCUCCGGUACCGCCGCCGUUGAUAGCUCAACAAGAACGAUCUCGAGCAUCUCCAGAGCCCAGUGAUGUGUCCCAUUUGAGGUUACCGCAGCAAGAAACGCCCACACCUAAAACAAAAAUGAAGACCAUUAAUUGGAACAAGAUACCAAAUAAUAAAGUCGUGGGCAAACAUAACAUAUGGUCGGAGGUAGCUCGAAGUCAUCAACAUUCCCCUAUGGCAGAUCUCGACUGGUCCGAAAUGGAAGGAUUGUUUUGCCAACAAGCUCCUCCAUCCACCGUCGUAUCAUGUCAAUCGUCUCCUAAGCUAAGUCGCAAUGAGUUCAACGAAUCAGGCGACAGAAGAAGAAAAGAACCAUCCGAGAUCGUACUACUAGACGGAAAGAGGAGUCUGAAUGUGAAUAUAUUUUUAAAACAGUUCAGAUGCUCAAACGAAGAUAUAAUUCAGAUAAUAAGGGAAGGAGGACACGACGACAUAGGUGCUGAAAAGCUACGAGGACUUUUGAAAAUGCUUCCCGAAAUCGAUGAAUUAGAAAUGUUAAAAGCAUUCGACGGCAAUAAAACCAAACUCGCUAAUGCUGAAAAAUUUUUAUUAGAAUUAGUUGAAGUACCUAAUUAUAAGUUGAGAAUUGAGAGUAUGCUAUUAAAAGAAGAAUUCGCCUCGAAUAUGAGCUACUUGGAACCUAGCAUUAAUUCUAUGAUUGUGGCCGGAGAAGAUUUGAUGACAAAUAAAGCUUUGCAAGAGGUCUUGUAUAUGGUUAUAUGCGCCGGAAAUUUUCUCAAUUCUGGAGGAUAUGCUGGAAACGCUGCCGGGGUGAAAUUAAGUUCCUUACAAAAAUUAACGGAUAUCAGAGCUAAUAAGCCUGGAAUGAAUCUGAUCCAUUAUGUAGCCAUGCAAAUUGAGAAAAAACGUAAAGAUCUGAUGAGGUUUACUGAUGACAUGUCUGCCUUGGAAGAUGCUGCAAAGACUACAGUGGAGCAGUUACAAAACGAAGUUCAAGCUUUAGAAAACAGAAUACAAAAAAUCAAGAAACAAGUAGAAUUGCCUUCAACCGAAAAUGAAAUUAAAGACCAAAUGCGAGAUUUCCUCAAGAUCGCUGAGCAAGAAGUCAGUACAUUGCAGCACGAUCUUCGAGAAUUGGAAAUGGUACGAAAAACAUUGGCGGACUUCUUCUGCGAAGAUCCGGCCACUUUCAAGAUCGAAGAAUGCUUCAAGAUAUUCCACGUAUUUUGUGUGAAAUUUAAGCAAGCGGUGGCGGAAAAUGAAAGACGUCGUAUUCAAGAAGAACAAGCUAGUGCGAGGAGAAAACAAAGAGAAGAACAGUUGGCGGCUAAAAAGAGAUCGAUGAUAGGAGCUGGAAAUGUGAGCCCAACUGGAGGUAUCACAGGAGACAGUCAUAUUAUGGAUAUUUUGCUCAACGACAUGCAAUCGAACGGCCUCCAGAAAAGAUAUUCCGAUAAAGAAUCGAGAAGUCGGAAAAUAGGUAUCAACGGUAGUAUGCUCUCGGAAGAAGAAUCGCCAUCAGUUACAAACUCUCCAAUAGUCUCCAGACGUAGAUUAGGUUCCUUCGGAGACUCGGCUCAUCUGAACGCCUCCAACAAGGAAGAUACAUGUUCACCAGACAUCACACCGACAGGAAGUUUGAGACGUAGAAGAAGCAGAGUACCGUCUGAAGAAGACGAAUCAACCCUGAUGGACUUCUUGCGUUCAGCCGAACAGGAGAGCGCUAGGGAACGUAAAUCUUGGGGCAGCUUGGAUCGAUCUUGGGCUCGACGUGCCAGAGGUGGUAAAAAGAGACCCGAUUUGUUGAACGCGGAUUUCUCCAAUGAUCGAGAAAGACCCGCUUCUCCAUCUCCAGUACUUGAAAAUAAGACUUUAUUACCAACUCCAGAAGAAGAAGUUAAACCUAAAGCUUGGCGUCAAAAAAUCGAAGCUUGGCUUCAAGAAAAUGAAAAAGAAGAAAAACAAAACGCUGAAAUGUUACAUAAAACACAACGUAGACAUUACAGUAGUCGAAGAUCUCUAGAAAAUGAUUCAGAAAACGAAGGACGAGAUUCGAAUGCGAGUACACCAGUCGAUGGUAUUUCCAAAUACCGUCGAGAUCCUUUAUCGAAAUUACAAGAACAAGUACCAACCUACCAACGUGUCUAUUCGGAUUGGAAACCAACGAUAGACAAAACAGAUGUAGUUGGUACGAUGGAAGCAAUCGCUGGAAUGCAGCCUCAAUCCCAUCUGAAGGAUAAAUCAGCUUGGCGUAAAUCACAACUAAAUACUUCGGCAGGCGAAGACGUCGAAACGGAGAGUAGGAAAUUACGUAGAAUGAGAUCCAGAGGAAGUAUCGACUCGUCGCCACCUUUAGAGGCAAUCAAAGAAGAAGAAAAGAAAAAAGGCAUCAAUAACGCGGAAUACUCGACGAGCCCCGUCCAAAAAUCCAUAAUAAACGUAAUGUCGGCUCCGUUAGAAAAACCAAAAUCUUUCGACCAAGCACCUCUUCCGCCAUUCGCUCCGAGAAAAAGCUUCAAACGCGAUAUCGAAACGAUAGAUAAAAUAGAAAUCGAUUCAGACAACAUAGAAACACCACCGGCUACUCGUAAACUAAUGAAUUACUCUCGCAGCAGUAACGAAAAACCAUCCAGCAGCGGCUACGAAGAAGAAACAUUAGGCGAUGGUCAAUUCGAUCGAUUUUCAUCGGCUCGUCGAACACGUCGAUAUCGCAAAUCUCAGGAUGACGAUUCGAGUAAAGACGUAGUCGCCGAGGUUAGCGCCGAAAAGCAAAUCUUGAGACCGACCACAUUGAAAGUGAAAUCUCAACCGGUCGAUAGCGAAGAUCCGGAGAACAAAGAAAUUAGACUGAAACAAUGGCAAGAUAAAUUAGUCACCAGGACAGACGCGCCUCAAUCUGCUGUAUCGCCCGAGCCUAAGAAAGAAGUCAAGAAUAAGAUCCCAGUUCUGCAGAGUUCGUAUUUACGUAAUAAUCGAAUGUACUCGACGUUACCUCAUUCGUUCAAGAGUCGAAUAGCUACCAGUACAGCAGCCAGGCAGGCAGGCAAACUGGGUAGUCGAGCUGAUGAUAAACCACUUACUCAGGUAUCGUCGUUCAUUCCGGAGAUCAAAGUACGAGCUCUGACCCCGACUAAGACUCGUAUCGAGCACGAGAACGACGAAGGGUUCGAGGAAACGCAGAGUCUGAUAUCAGAUUCACCCAGUCAGACCACAUCUUCAGGAUGUAACUACGAUAUCGAUAAUAUCGAUUCGCCUUCUCCGUCGAUGGUCAUCUCAGACACGAAACCAACUUCUUCGUCUACUUUCACCCGAACUGACAGCAGUGGCAGCGGAGACGCCAGUGGCUGCGAUACGAAGACGAAACUGAUGCAGAAGAAACCAGAACCGAAAUCUCUACUGCCCAAACGAACCGCUUCGAUGAGACUAUCGAAACCAGUCAACGGAUCCGAAGAUAGUACAAAGUUCAUUAGAACGUCCAGCGUCAGUAGGAAUCCGAACGGUAGAAGUGAUUCGAAACUGGAACGUAAAUUCGACACAGGAUCUAGAAUAAAAACACCUACACCGCUCAGUAAAAACACCUCUAUUCAAAGAUACCCUUCGAAAAGUAGUCUGAAAAGUUCUCGUAGCUCUUUGAACAGCUGCGCCUCCAUCAGCACCGUUAAAAACGUCAAACCGAACGCUAAAUUAGACAAUUACACCAACGUAAUCAAAACGUUGACGUCGAAUUUGCAAAAAUCCGCUUCCAGAUCUCCGACUGCAAAAAUCAAAAAACCAUUAACACCUGUACAGUUCAAAAGCAAAACGAAUUCAAAUUCGGCGGCAACGAGUCGCAGCAGUAGCAGCGCCAGCAGCGUCGAACCAACCAAAAGGAACGGUUCUCUAACGUUGAGUACCAGUUUCAAAGAAAAUUCCAGCGAUAUGGCUAACGACAAUUUUAAUCGUUUUAACGCGCAAAGUUUUAUGAGACCGACGGCCUCAAGUUCUGCUAAAGACAUGACUGACACGAAACCAAAGCUUAUAAUAAGAACUCCGUUUAAAUGAGAAAAAAACAAUCACCUCUCGAACGUAAGAAUUGCUUACCUUCUCUCCUUCAUCAAGUUCGCGAAUCUCGACUUUAAAAAACCACUCAGGCCUAAUGAAGCACUAUUGACUAGAAAUCCACUCGGUAAACUAUUCAGGCCCUAAACGUAAUCGAAAUUCUAGUCUUCAAUUUUACCUUAUAAAUACAAUAACUCGAAACAGGCAACGAGCUGUAUACAAGUAUUUUGAAAUACACUCAAAAAAAAAUCAUAAAAACAAGUGAAAAAAAGGCAAAUUAUAUUUAUCGAGUUUUUUUUUCAAAAAUAUUUUUUUUGUUGGCAAUUUAGCACUAACAAUGGCUGCGGCCAAAGAAGCUGUAAAUUGUUAAAAGAUGAGCUGUUCGGUAUAGCUAACAAAUAUAUAAGUCUGAGAUGAACUAAUUUGCAUUUCUUUCAAUGUUAUAUUUCAAAUAUUUUUUUAUAGUUCUAGUCACGUAUAUGUUUUUAUUUUUUUUUCUUUUCUUUUUCUUUGUCAUUCUGACAAUAACUUUUUUAUAUAAAUUUUAUUUCUUCUUUUUCUUUUUUUUUUUUUUUUACUACAUAUAUGAGAAUAUAGGUAGAUACUAAUUCUUUAUCGAAGUGUAUUUUUUUUUGUUAAUUAAUAUGGAACGAGAUUUUUAUGUGUUAUAUGAAUAAAAAAAAUACAUUAAUUGUUAAUAGUCUAACGAAAUAUUCUGUAAUAAUUUUUUUCAACGUAAUGCUGGUUUCAAUAAAGUGUUUAACCGUGUUA
This is a messenger RNA of Planococcus citri (citrus mealybug), 6315 nucleotides long. It is a transcript of the gene form3, whose product is annotated as formin 3. The coding region runs from base 556 to 5547 and encodes 1663 amino acids. The transcript is spliced from 21 exons. Gene Ontology annotation, molecular function: actin binding. NCBI's taxonomy places the organism in Eukaryota, Metazoa, Arthropoda, Insecta, Hemiptera, Pseudococcidae. The record is from RefSeq and is a predicted model, not a curated record. Gene Ontology annotation, biological process: cellular component organization.